Molecule: messenger RNA, 1611 nt
Organism: Periconia digitata
Lineage: Eukaryota; Fungi; Ascomycota; Dothideomycetes; Pleosporales; Periconiaceae
Source: the annotation of a GenBank genome assembly
CGACUCCGCACUCAACGCUCUCAGUCAACCGGUCAGAUGGUUCACUAUGAUCUGGGGCCCCGCAUUCUUCGCAUCUUGCCGAGCGUGAUAGCGGCGUCGUGCAUUGAUUCAAUUGCCAUUAUGUCGAUCGAAUCAGCAAACGACAAGAAGAUGGAGGACACCGAGUUCAAGGAGGUUGUGGCCGAGCAUCACAACAUCACGCCUCAAGAAAUCCAGGCUCGUUUCGAGUCUUUGAGGGACCUCAGUCAGGAGCAGAUGGAUGCAUUGAACAAACAGCUUGUAAAACGGCUGGAUUGGAGACUUAUGCCCAUCAUCACUCUCAUGUUUCUGAUGAAUUACCUCGAUCGCAUCAACGUCUCUAAUGCGCGCCUUGCUGGGCUGCAGAAGGACCUGCAUAUGACCGACACCAUCUGGAACACCGGUAUUUCGACCUUCUACGUCGGAUAUUUGAUUGGUCAGCUUCCCGGAAAUCUGUGGCUGGCAAAGGCAGACCCUAGGUGGCUGUUGCCCUCAAUGAUGAUGGCCUGGAGUGCCGGCACCAUCUGCAUGCCAGCUAUGACGAAUGGCGCCGGUUUCGCAGUGUGCAGAUUCUUCAUCGGUCUUUCAGAAGCUCCCUUUUUCCCCGGUAUCACGCUCAUGACCUCCUCGUGGUACACCAAGGAAGAAAACCCUAUGCGCAUGGCUGUUUGGCACGCGGGUAACACCAUGUCCAACAUCUUGUCCAGUUUCCUUGCUGCGGGUAUCCUCGAGAACAUGGAUGAAGUUCUUGGCCUUCAUGCGUGGCAAUGGUUUUUCAUCAUCGAAGGCGCCGCCUCCAUUGUCGUCGCAGCUGCUGGCUACUUCCUUCUCCCUUCAUGGCCUCACAACACCAGGUGGUUGACCAAGGAAGAGUCAGAUAUGGCCCAAUACAGAGUGCAGCUUUCCAACGGUGGACACGAUGAGGAGAUUGGCGGAACCUGGGACGGAGUCAAAGAUGCAGCAAAGGACCCCUUCACGUGGUACUUCUGCCUCAUGCACUUCUCCUUGGUCACCGCUCAGAGUUUCAAGGACUUUAUGCCAUCUAUCAUGAAGACAUUUGGAUUCGAAAAUCUGAUCACCUACCUCAUCCAAGCUCCCCCAUACGCCAUCGCCUACGCAGUUGCCUGCGGUCUCGCAUACACAUCCGGUCGAUUCCAAGAAUCUUCCCUCCACAUCAUCAUCCCAAUCGUCUUCAGUGCCGUCGGAUGCAGCGUCCUCAUCAGCACCCUCAACGUCGGAGCCCGCUACUUCGGUCUCAUCCUGCUCAUCAGCGGUACCUACUCCGGUCUUAACUUGCAGCUCAGUUGGGAAACUACACUUGUUCCCGCUCCACGAAGUAAGAAGGCUGCGCUUAUUGCGAUUGCGAACUGCAUCAGUCAAGUCAGCCAUUGGUUCAGUCCUUACUUCUUCCCCAGGUCCCAGGAACCCUACUACAGACUUGGUGGUGGACUCAUCCUUUUCGGAUGCUUGGCUUGUGUUGUUUCGGCUCUCUUGGUUAGGCUCAGGGCAAUGAGCUUGAAUAAGAAGUUGGAUGAGGCGCAGGGCUAUUCUGAACAUUCUGGCUCUGAGCGCGGAUGGAGAUAUGUUUAUUGA